Epinephelus fuscoguttatus (brown-marbled grouper) is the source of this 1564-nucleotide messenger RNA. It is a transcript of the gene spo11, whose product is annotated as SPO11 initiator of meiotic double stranded breaks. The coding region runs from base 71 to 1243 and encodes 390 amino acids. The record is from RefSeq and is a predicted model, not a curated record. Gene Ontology annotation, molecular function: DNA topoisomerase type II (double strand cut, ATP-hydrolyzing) activity; DNA binding; ATP binding. Lineage: Eukaryota; Metazoa; Chordata; Actinopteri; Perciformes; Serranidae. The transcript has 13 exons. Gene Ontology annotation, biological process: meiotic DNA double-strand break processing; reciprocal meiotic recombination; meiotic DNA double-strand break formation. Gene Ontology annotation, cellular component: nuclear chromosome.
UCCUUUCGCGGUAACAUUGUGUAGCUAUGCAAUUUCUUUACAUUUAAUCUGCAUUAAUGUGAUAAAGACGAUGGGAACUCGUUUUACAGAGCUGUUUUUAGAAAUUGACAAGCUCCGUGCUGAACUACUGAACAAUGUCGAAGUCAUGACAAGCUGUCAGCGCGCCGAAGAGGAAAUCAGCCACAGGGAAAUUUUGACCCGCAUUGAGAACGUAAUCCUCGGAAUAGUGAGCAGUCUUUCCAAAGAUGAGGCCCCUGUCCUGGCACUGCCCAACAGAUCCAGCUGGGCCAACGUCAGUUUUGACAGUGCCGUCGGGCUUCAAAUGAGAUCAGGAAGCACUGUCACUACCAUUAGGAGCGACUGUCCAUCAUCUGUCACUAAAUUUGCGCAAAUUCUCAAGAUUCUCUUGGUCAUCUACAGACUCGUGCAGAGCAACUCCUACGCUACCAAAAGAGACAUCUAUUACAACAAUACACAGUUGUUUGGUUCACAAAAAACUGUUGAUGAUAUAGUGGAUGAUAUCUCCUGCAUGCUAAAGGUUCCUCGCAGAUCACUUCAUGUGUUGGCCACGUCCAAAGGAUUAAUCUCAGGUGAUCUGUGUUACAUGGAAGAGGAUGGCACGAGAAUCGACUGCCGCGCCAGCUCUGCUGCUGUUGCUGUUUCAUCGAACAUCAGUGGGAUCAGAAAUAUUGUGUCAUCUGCUAAAUUUGUCAUGAUAGUUGAGAAGGAUGCAACGUUUCAGAGACUGCUGGAUGAUGACUUCUGCACGAAGCUGUCUCCUUGCAUCAUGAUCACAGGUAAAGGCGUGCCAGAUGUGAACAGCAGGUUGAUGGUGAGAAAGCUCUGGGACACGCUGCACGUCCCCGUCUUCGCCCUGGUGGAUGCUGAUCCUCACGGGAUUGAAAUCAUGUGUAUCUACAAGUACGGAUCAGUGGCCAUGUCGUUUGAGGCCCACAGUCUGACCGUCCCCAGCGUUAUGUGGCUAGGCCUCCUCCCCUCUGACCUCCGGAGGUUGAGGGUUCCCGAGGAUGCCCUGAUCCCCCUCACAAAGAGAGAUGAGAACAAACUCAGCAGCCUCCUCAAAAGGCCGUACUUAAGCAGCCAACCAGACUGGCAGAAAGAGAUGGAACUGAUGCAGCAGAGUAAAGUCAAGGCUGAAAUACAGUCCCUAGCAGCCAUAGCUCCUGAUUUCCUCACCAGCAUCUACCUGCCCAAUAAGCUGCGUUACGGAGGCUGGGUUUGAGCACAAUGCUGCCACCCAGUGGAAUAAGAAGGGAACUGCUGAGGCUGCUGGCACAACUUGAGAAAGCUCUUCCAUGUAACUGACCUGCCUGACCUUGUCAGACACUGAAGUAUGACGUUAAGUUGGUUUGUAAUGUUUGCAUAUUUAUUAGUGACUGUGUGUGUUUAUGAUUUCUAACUGUGUCUCAGAGACAUCUCAUCCUGUAAUUAAAACCCUGUAAUUCCACUGACAAGUCAGAGCAUGUUUCUGGUCUUUACAGUUACUUUGCCCUCGUUUAUAUCCCCAAGAUGUUUGAACCUACUGGGGCAAAGUCACCAAACA